Messenger RNA from Fundulus heteroclitus (mummichog), 895 nucleotides. It is a transcript of the gene psmb3, whose product is annotated as proteasome 20S subunit beta 3. The transcript has 6 exons. Lineage: Eukaryota; Metazoa; Chordata; Actinopteri; Cyprinodontiformes; Fundulidae. Gene Ontology annotation, cellular component: proteasome core complex, beta-subunit complex; proteasome core complex. Gene Ontology annotation, biological process: proteasome-mediated ubiquitin-dependent protein catabolic process. The record is from RefSeq and is a predicted model, not a curated record. The coding region runs from base 161 to 778 and encodes 205 amino acids.
UUCAGCGAACGGGGUGACGUUGAGGAAGACGUUCGUGCGUUCUCUGUGUUUCUAAAUCGUGUAGUCAUUCUCGCUCCGGGGACUUAAAAAAUCCGUCUAGACUAACAAAGGAGGCGAUAAAGUUUCUAACAGCCGACAAAGAAAAAACAACUCCUUCAAAAUGUCUAUAAUGAACUAUAACGGCGGGGCUGUCAUGGCCAUGCGAGGGAAGAACUGCGUGGCGAUCGCUGCAGACCGGAGGUACGGCAUUCAGGCUCAGAUGGUCACCACAGACUUCCAGAAGAUCUUCCCCAUGGGCGACAGACUCUUCAUCGGGUUGGCUGGGCUGGCUACCGAUGUUCAGACAGUAGCACAGAGGCUCAAAUUCAGACUGAACCUGUAUGAGCUGAAGGAAGGUCGUCAGAUCAAGCCUAAGACCUUCAUGAGUAUGGUGUCCAACCUGCUGUACGAGAGGAGGUUCGGACCGUACUACAUCGAGCCGGUGAUCGCAGGACUAACCCCUAAAACCUUCGAGCCGUUCAUCUGCUCGCUGGAUCUGAUUGGCUGCCCGAUGGUGACAGAAGACUUUGUAGUGAGCGGCACCUGCUCGGAGCAGAUGUACGGCAUGUGUGAAUCUCUGUGGGAGCCCGACAUGGAACCGGAGGACCUGUUUGAGACCAUCUCCCAGGCGAUGCUGAAUGCAGUCGACCGUGACGCCGUGUCUGGUAUGGGAGUCGUCGUACAUGUCAUAGAGAAAGACAAGAUCACCACACGGACCCUGAAAGCCAGGAUGGAUUAGAGCUCCCGCUUCUCUCGGCACUUCCUCCACGCUGUUGUUUUGUAUAAAAGUGAUCCAACCACACCGUUCUGUUUUCUUACUGGUCCUGUUCAAUGAAUAAAGGGUUUAAACAAUUAA